This is a messenger RNA of Lodderomyces orthopsilosis Co 90-125, 636 nucleotides long. RefSeq names its product Dag7p (gene DAG7). The record is from RefSeq and is a predicted model, not a curated record. Bases 1 to 636 code for a protein of 211 amino acids. The transcript has a single exon. NCBI's taxonomy places the organism in Eukaryota, Fungi, Ascomycota, Pichiomycetes, Serinales, Debaryomycetaceae.
AUGAGAAUUACUCACUUUGCAGCCCUUGCUAGUUUAUUCACAUUCAUCAGUGCUGCCCCAGCACCAGGUGUCCACACAGUCUUUAUAACUGCCUACACCACUGUCAUUGUCGACCAAAGUGGAGUAACACACACCCCUACUUUAGCCACCACUGAAACAGCAGACGCCAUGGCUGCACUUUCCCUUACUUCAAAUUCAGAAAUUUCCCAACCAACUACAUUGACUUCCCAAUAUGUUCCAUCGAGUAGCAAUACAAUUCCAGAAUCACCUUCUUCUACUUCAUCACAAUCGCUGGCUGCUUCGUCCUCAGAAUCAUCUGGUUCCAUUCAAUCAGGUGAAGGAACUUACUACAGCACCGGAAUGGGAGCCUGUGGUAAGGUCAGUAGUGAUAGUGACUAUAUCAUUGCCAUCUCUCACGAGUUGUAUGAUGAGAACAACAUCGACAAUAAUCCGAACCACAACCCAUUGUGCGGCAAAAAGAUUAGAGCUUAUUAUGAAGGAAAUUCAGUUGAUGUAACUGUGGUUGAUCGUUGUGAAGGUUGUGCUUACAAUGAUUUGGAUUUUUCUCCUUCAGCAUUCACUCAAUUGGCUGAUAAGAGUUUGGGUAGAAUCGACAUUACCUGGGAAUGGUUAUAG